AGCAAGUGUCGACGGCAAGCCGGAUCGGAGGGCACAAAGUCGGCCGUGUCCGUAAAAUGACAUGGAGUUUUUAUUGGUUAACAGUGAAAUUGCAGCGCAGCCGAGUGUCACCUCGUGUGGGAAAAUGGUCAACGCGUCGUUCUACAGCAGUGUCAUUGUGUUCUUCUCUGAGCAAAAUUCUUACCUGAGGUAUCUGCAUACGUAACGUAACAAAGUGAACUGUUUCAGCCAUGCCCCGCAAGAAGCGUGUCCUGCAACAACGAUCUGCGGGCGAUGGUGCGGCUAGCACUAGCGGCCUGUACAGACCGGAUGAAUUCCAACCGAUCAGCCAUGACAUCCUGCCUGGUGGCAUCAUUCGUAACAAUUUUGCCAUUGGCGAAGAUAUCCAUCCCGCGGAGUGCCUUCGCAACAUUCAGGAGAUGUUUGAAGGCAAGCUUGAUGCUGAUGUAAUACACAUGGUGCUCACCGAAUGCGAGUUCAAUGUGAACAAUGCCCUGGAAGCUCUCUUCACUCUGCUACCACAAGAGUCUGGUGCUAGCGCAGCAAGUGUCAUCCAUCCACUGCAGUCGAGCAACUUGUCUCCGUCUACCAGUAGUGAAAGUAUUGGUGCUGGAGAGAACAUUGUUACCUCUGAAGCAGAGGUUCACAAAUCUAGUGAGGAGAGUGAGCAUGAAGGCCCCCUGGGUGCUACUGCACAUGCCGCGGCUAGUGCGUCAUCGGACUUGGCACUCUAUGUGAAUGCUGCGCCUUUUGUUCCAAACAUAUGCCUGCCUGCCAGCACAGAAAUUCGCUGCUCAGAUGUGUCAGAAGAGCAAGAUCCACUUCCUCCAGUUGCGUGGAGUCAGUUGGCAGGUUCUGGAUGCCAGCUAGGCUUUAACAUCACUCCAUCUACUAGCCACAAGCCUAAAGUAUUACCUGCUUCAAAUAGGGAACUUCAGAAGAUACACACCUUGUUGGACAGGGGUCAGAGUGUGCUGGUGCUGAUGAGAGGCCUUCCAGGCAGUGGCAAGACAUUUCUGGCUCAGAAGAUAUGUGGUCGUGGUGUAGUGUUGAGUGCAGACCACUUUUUUUGUCAAGGUGGCAAAUAUAACUUUGAUAAGUCGAGGUUGUCAGAGGCACACGAGUGGAAUAAGAGAAGGGCAAAGAAGUUUAUUCAGGAAGGUCGCUCACCAAUCAUUAUUGAUAACACUAACGUGGAAAUGUGGGAGAUGAUGCCUUAUGUGGCAUUGGCAUUAAGAGCGAAAUAUCAUGUGUGUGUUUUAGAGCCAGAUACUCCCUGGAAGUUUGAUGCUAGGCAGCUGACACAAAAGAAUACGCAUGGGGUUCCAAGACGUACUAUAGACUCUAUGUUGGAACGGUAUGAUCGUAAUGUUACAGGAGAAUCAUUGUGUCAAAGCUUUGGCCUUUUCCCUAAAAGCCACGAUUUAUCAGUUUUGCCUACAUACACGCCUUUAGAGAUAACAGAAGCCAGUGUUAGCGAAUCUUCUUCCAAGCCACAUGAUAAGAUGCCAUUAGAGCCAUCGAUUGAAGCACAUGAAAAUCCAAGCACAUCAUCAUCUGAAAAAACUUCCACAACCGCCCCUGAAGAAACUAUAAGCUUGGGAGAUCUCAUUGCUCUUGUUCAAAAUGACAGUGAAGAGUCUGGAAGCAGGAGCCGUCAGAACUCGGACUCUUGGUCAUCUGGUCAUGACGGCAAUGACUCAGAAGAUGGGACAGAACGUGACGACGACUUUCUGUGGGCUUCUCGCAAAGCACUGUCAUCACUCGCAGAGGCAAAUGUGCCAGUGAAUGAAGCCAUACUUGAAGAGAGUGAUGCCCCAGAACAAGAGACUAGCCACAGGCUCGAAACGGAAUUAGAAGAAAUAAAAGAAGAGCCAGAAUCGUCUGAUAAAGUGGUGGAAGCUGUAAUAGAAGCUUGGCCUGAUGUUAUUGAAGAAAAGGAAGUUGUUGAUGAUGUGCCCAAGCCACCAAGAGAUUCCCCUAGACACCAUGGGGGUUCAGCAAGGGGUGAUAAUGCUCCCAUAAUUGAAAAACUUGCGGAUUUCACUGCUCCAUGGGAAGACUCUCCUGAAGGGGAAAUGCAGGGUUCUCUCACGAAAACUCCAAGAGAGCAAAGGCCCCGGAGAGGUAAAGGAAGUCCCAAGACGACAAGUGAAAACAACGCGGACUCUAGUCCUCAGAUAGAGUCCCCACACACUGUACCCAAGGUGGCCGAAACUUCAAAGCAGAAACGUUCUUCAGCUCGCGGUCCCAUAUUUGGGUUGGAGAAGGUUGUCCGUAGUAGCACCUGGACUUUUCCAGAGUUCAACGUCUUUGAGCCCACCCUGUUGGAAACUGAAGUGAAAAACAGCGCUCGUGUUUACAAAGAUGUGUCGACCUCUGUAGACCCUGUGGAUUUUGUUGUAGUAGGGAAAGUUCUGCUUGGCGAAUCUGAAGAGCUACGUGUUGUGGAGGCCAGAGAUCCUGCGGAGAUGCUGGACGAGGAGCACAUACACCUUGCUCCUGCUCAUAAGCCAAAUACGCUUACUCGGAGCACGGACACUGACGACCUUCCUACGGAUGACCUAGAUGAUGAAGGUAAGCUGUUGCUGCUCCAGCAGUGCAUGCCAGGCGUAAGACCUCCUGAUUUGGAGGACAUAUUUCAGCACUGUCAUGGCGAUCAUGUGUGGGCAGCUGAUCUCUUGAUGGACUCUAAUGUUUCUUGUGACCUUCAACCACUCGUUAUUAAUGAAGACUGUGAUGCGAAGGACGCCACUGGUGGUCCGAGCUCAACGAGUCAACAGCCAGAAGUGCAUGCUUCGUCAGUAGUGCCUGCAGCAAACGAAGAAAAGCAUGAAUCGUCAGCUAGCACCAUGCCUACUGUGAAAGAGCCUGCAGACAAAAGGCUGAAGAAAAGUUCAUUAAAAGCUUUUCUACCAAAGCCAGAAAGUGUUGACAGGGAGUUCACGUUUCACCUUGACCACUCAUUUGCAUGUCAGCUUGUGGAAACGUUUGGUUCUGAAGGACUGCAUGUAUCCAUGGAUGCUUUCCGGAGUGUUGACCUAAACGUCACGGUCAGCAGCGAGAUUGCCAGGCAGAUACAUCACCUUUGGAUGCAUACUCUAAAGCAGAGAAUGUCAAAGGAAGAAGAAGAAAUGCUGGAAAUGGUUGCCGACUCUCAUGAAAGCGAACUGCAAGAUUUGCAAACAGGAGGCGAGUGUAGUUCGAAGGAAAGCACGCCUGAAAUUGUCGGCAUUCCACCUCCGGCUUUGCACAAUGAUCCACGCUGGAGCAAGGCACCGCAUGAAAUGAGCUUUCGUGAAAUCAUGGAAAUGGAAGCAGCUUUGGAAGAAAAAAGAAAAGAUUGGACCAAAAACAAUACUUACAUGGAUAUGGCAACCAAACUUAAGCUCAAGCAACUUUACGAGAAGUUCCCGGGUGUUGAUAGACAAGCACUGGAUGAAAUCUUCGUUGCAAGCAAUUACUCGUUGAUCCAGUCUGUCCUGACUAUCAACGAAACCCUGGGAGUAGCUCCUGAAGAAAAUGAUAUGGAAAACAUUGAAAAGCAGAUUGUGGAUCUUGUUGAAAUGGAAAGCAUGCAAGAGAAUGAAGCUGACGACAAUGCAUGGCAGCCUGUCGUCGAGGGCCAUGAAGACAUGUAUGACAGGUUGCGAUUGGUAGGGGACUACGAUGUGAUUCGUCGAGAGGCCACUGUCCACUACCACAUGCGUCAAGAGUCAUUCCGCAAGGCCAAGGACGCCUACCACCGGGGCAUGAAGACAGUGGCCGCGUUCUACUCGCAACAGGGUCGAGCAUAUGCAGAAAAGAUGAGAGAAGCAAAUGAACGAGCGUCAUGGAAAUUGCUGCAGCUUAGGAAUGCUCAGUCUGAUGACAAUACCCUAGACCUGCAUGGUCUGCACGUGCAAGAGGCCAUUCAGGUGCUCAAGAAUUACGUGAAGCUCAAGAAGCGCGAAUCAUGGUGUCUGCAGAAGAAGCAAACACUGAGGGUAAUCACAGGCAGGGGCGCACACAGUGCACUGAACAUACCCAAGGUCAAGUUUGCUGUCGAGGGCUAUCUUCUGAGCAGUCAGCUCAACUACAAGGAGGUUCAAGCUGGGAUGUUUCAUGUCAUGCUGUAGGAAAAAAUUUGUACGACCUGACCCUUUUCGAACUCCUGCAAUGCACAAAGCUGCUUUUCUAUUCUAAAGGACCUUUUUAUUGUGAUCACCGUUGCGGCAAAAGCACGAAAUUAAGUUUAAGUUGAUUAAUUCGAGAGAAAAUCUUUUUGUAUUACUAAGGAAGAGCCUUUCGACAUUACACUUGUUUUGCUCAAUUAUCUAGAUGUAGCGUAAUGAAAUUCUUCUACAUUAUUAUUGGCAGGAACUUCUUUUUUUUUUUGCUGCUGUUGAAACCCAAUUUAUAUUCAGAAUUUGUACUGCACAACUCAUAUUAUCCAUGUGUGCCCACCCUUCACUUUGCACCUGCCCAUACUUUCUUUGUGUAUGUGUUUUUCUGUCAUAAUGGAUUAAUGUGAUGUACUUAGCGCCUACUCAUGGCACCUGUAUGGUUGUGUGUGAGGUAAUUUGUUGGUUUAGGUCGUUCACAUUAGCACUGUUUGUUGUGGUAGCUGGGCUUUUCGUCGCUGGAUGCAUAAGUUGUGGAGGGAUUGUGAAAGGUCAGACCUUUCUUCAACUUAGGUUGACGAGAGCUCGCUUGUGGGUGCUCAUGCAAAGGCAGGAGGGCGCGCAUUUCAUAAAACGCUGAUCUCACCACCUUGUACAAGAUGUAAAUAAGCUUUUACACACCCACUGUUUGUGAAUGUUGAGAGCAUUGUUUUUAUUACGGCAGGUGCGAACUCGUACGACGUGUAUGGCCCUAUCGAAAUUGCUGUAUCUGUUGGUUGUGUCACUAUAGUUAAGCAGGAAAAAAAAAGGAUGGUGUUGACCAAUGCGUGAGGUUAUGAAUGUGAAAUACCGUGUGCAAACGCACAUUUGUGGAGCAGUGACAAAGGCAGUGUUCAUCUUGAUAAGCACCAGAAAGGCGUGGUCUGAAGUCAUUCAGGUCAUCACUGCCACGUUGUAGAGAUCUUUUACACAUCUGAAAGUUGAAAAUAUAAAUAUAUAUGUAUUACUACAAAUCUUUUUUGUACAUAGUAGCAGCUCGUAGUUAUAGGAGACCACAUCCUUUAUGUGUGAUCUAUGUCGUCAUACUAGAGUGCUCAUACAAGUAAAAGACUUAGUAUUAUGUAUAUAUUUUGCUAGCCUCGAGUAUUUUGUGCUAUAAAAUUAUAAUUUGAAAUACGUGCGGUUGUGCUUACGGCUUUUACACAACAGUAAGCUCACCUGGAUAUUAACUUACGUCAAUAUUUGUACAUUCUUCAUGGUUAUCACUGCGAAACUGAAAUUUCCAGAUGUGCAUUAUACAAUAUGCAGCUACCAUUGUCACGUUGGGCUUUCCAUGGCAAAUUGUGGAAUACUGGAGAGUCUGAAGUCAGGAAUGAAAUUCUGCAAAUUAAUAAUUUAAGGAGAUACCUUGUUCUAACUUGACACACACACCAAAAAAGAGCUUCCAUUCAUAAACCUGUAUCUCUGGUAAGCUGAGAGAAGCAGAAAUGAACAUCAUGUCGAUAUCGUCAUUGAAAUCUUGCUGUGACUAAAAAGUUCGGAAAAGCUGUCGAGUUGGUAUAAGUUAACGGCUGCAACAGCUCUACUUGACACAGACUAAGGAAAAAAACUGUGUUGUUCCACGCUCUUUUAUUAGUCCAUGUCAAGCUGCACUGUUCUGCCACAAACUCACAUAACUAUCACUACAUUAACAACUAGAUUAAGUCAGACGUAAACACUGUGCCUCUCACUAGUUCAUCAUGUUAUCUUUCAUAACAUCGCACAAGCACCAAGCUCAGGCAGGGCUAGCAGUCAUACCUCGUAAGCUGUCUUUUUUGUUGUGUUUUGUUUUUCUUUUUUAAUGUUACGAAAUAUUAAUUGAAGAAUAUGUUUAACCCCUUGAUGUGUGUAAUGUGUUGGUGGUAAAUGUAGAAAGAAAAUGAUUGUGUGUAUGUCGUAAGAACUACUGGUAUCAAGGAUAUUUUUUGUGCACAUGAUUCUUGGUGUUAAGCUGAAAUGAACUUUUAAAGUAUAUGAGGAGGACUUCCCUUUUUUUUUCUGUGCACAUCGUUCGUUGAGACACUGUGAACUCAUACUACGGACUUUAGUUCUGAUUGUUCUAUUUACCGCUUUUGCGGGGAGGAUGCUCUGAGCAAGUGCACCUUGUUGGGUGUUUUUGUAACCCAUAUGUUCUGAAUGAUAUGUGUCUUGCAAUGUUUCUUGUUGCAUACAAAUCUUGUUUGGGAAAACUUCAUGCUUUCUAAAUGCACAAGCAUGCUGGCAGGCCUUCUUAAAAACCACUUGUUGUCAUCUGUUUACUGUAAAUAUCGCUUUUAGAUGUUUUAAUGGAGACAUGUUUUUACCUAUUGGAUGUCAUGGGAAAUUAUCUUACUUGUGUAAUUCGUUUUUUAGUCAUUGUUUCAAGAGUGGUAAGACCAGACAGCAUUUUUACAAUAAAUGUUUGUAUUAAAAAACUG
Molecule: messenger RNA, 6559 nt
Organism: Rhipicephalus sanguineus (brown dog tick)
Lineage: Eukaryota; Metazoa; Arthropoda; Arachnida; Ixodida; Ixodidae
Exons: 10
Coding region: 231-4118 (1295 amino acids)
Source: RefSeq, a predicted model, not a curated record